UGCCUCCGUGGUCGACAGGGUCCAGGGAGCGGAGAGUUGCUGUGGAUCAGAGUCGCUUUGGGGGGUGAGGACUAUAGCGAGCUUCCCAUCCAGCUGUCCGGAGCCGGGAAACAUCUGAUCCGAGAAGGUGUGUCCUCCUGUCUCUGCUGCGUCCAUUAUGCAGUUCUCAGUCAGACUGAGCCUCUGCGUGCUGGGCUUCGUCCUCGUGUCCCUGUUCCCUCAGCCAGCACGGGGUCAAGUUCCAACGCCACGGAGGUUUCGUGCCAAAGUCCUGAGCCCCACCGAGCUGCACGUGUCCUGGAAGGAGCCGAAGGGACCGUUUGACAGCUACAGAGUGGUCUACACCACCCGGCCCGGUGGAGCGCAGAAGGAGUUUCAGGUGUCAAAGCAGGAAGCAAAGCUGCUCAUCCAGGACUUUGACCCCUCUAAAGAAUACAACUUUAAGAUCAUGGCUGUCGGUGGAGGACAGCAGAGCAAACCUCUGCAGGCCAAACAUGAAGCUCAAUCCGGCGUCGAGAUGGUUCAGUCUCAGAGGAGACCCGGCGGCGGCGGCGGCGCCGAGGAGAACAACGAGAUCUCAGAAGAUGAAGAGAUGUUUUCGUGUACGACUUCGUCCAUAUCCGACAUCGUUAUUCUGGUGGACGGCUCCUGGAGCAUCGGCCGCAUCAACUUCAGACUCGUCCGGACGUUCCUGGAGAACCUGGUCAAGGCUUUCUCUGUAGAGUUCGACAAAACCAGGAUCGGCCUGGCUCAGUACAGCGGAGACCCCCGGAUCGAGUGGCAUCUCAACGCUCACACCACCAAAGAGGCCGUGAUGGAGGCCGUGAAGAACCUUCCGUACAAAGGAGGGAACACACUGACGGGUCUGGCUCUGACCUUCAUCUUGGAGAACAGCUUCAAACCGGAGUCUGGAGCCAGACCCGGCGUUCCCAAGAUAGGAAUCCUCAUCACGGACGGGAAGUCCCAGGACGACGUGAUACCCCCCGCGCGGAGCCUGAGGGAUGCUGGGAUAGAACUGUUUGCCAUCGGUGUGAAGAACGCCGAUGAGAACGAGCUGAAGGCCAUCGCCUCUCCCCCUCAGGAGACCCACGUCUACAACGUGGCCGACUUCAGCGUGAUGAGCGACAUCGUGGACGGCCUCACCAAGACCGUGUGUGAGCGCGUGGAGCUCCUGGACAAGCAGAUCCGAGGUGCAGGACAACCUGCCCGCCCCCCCACGCUCGUGGAGGCACCGCGUGACCUGGUGACCUCUGAGGUCACGGCUCGGAGUUUCCGGGUGAGGUGGACCCACGCGCCGGGCCAGGUGGAGAAAUACCGCGUGGUCUACUACCCAGCCAGCGGAGGAAAGCCGGAGGAAAAGGUGGUCCAGGGGACAGAGGACAACGUGGUGCUGAACUACCUGAACUCUCUGACGGAGUACCAGGUGGCCGUCUUCGCCGUCUACCACAGCUCCGCCAGCGAGGCUCUGAGAGGGAGCGCCACCACUCUGGCCCUGCCGAUGGUGAACGACCUGGAGUUGUUUGAUAUCACCCACAGCACCAUGAGGGUCCGCUGGAAGACCGCCGCCGGGGCUUCUGGGUACAUGAUCCUGUACGCCCCGCUGACGGAGGGAGACCCCGCAGACGAGAAGGAGGUAAAGAUAAUAUAAUACCGACUCGUGAACGAGGUGGAGCUAGAGGGACUGACUCCGGCCACGGAGUACACGGUGACGGUUUACGCCAUGUACGGAGAGGAGGCCAGCGAACCCAUGACCAGCCAGCAGACCACAUUACCGCUGACCUCGGCGAGGAACCUGCGUUUCUCCGACGUGGACCACAGCUCCGCCCGGCUCACGUGGGACUCUGCGUCCAGGAAGGCCAAAGGCUACCGCAUCAUGUACGUCAAGACCAAUGGAGUCCAGACCAAUGAGGUGGAUGUUGGCCUUGUGACGACCUGGUUGCUAAGAAACCUGACCUCGCUGACGGAGUACACAGUCGGGGUCUUUGCCGUCUACGACGAGGGCCAAGCCGAGGCCACGACCGACAGCUUCACCACAAAGACCGUCCCCGAACCGCUAGGUCUGAAGAGCAGUGACAUCUCCACAGACAGCUUCAGGGUGUCUUGGCAACACCCAGCCUCCGAUGUGGUGAUGUACCGACUCACCUGGACGCCCACCGAUGGAGGGGACAGCGAAGAGGUUCUGGUGAAGGGAAACAUUAACACCUACCUGAUAAAAGGACUGAGCCCCGUCUCGGAGUACGAAGUCCUCCUCGCUGCCCUCUACGUGAACGAGGUCGAGAGUGACGAGGUGGUCCUCGUAGAGUCCACAGUGAAAAGAGCGACCGCGAUGCCCACGACGACCGUCACCACAGCGACUCCUCGUUUCGGGGUGAGGAACAUGAGGAUCGAUGACGAGACCACCUACAGCAUGCGGGUGGCCUGGCAGCCCGGGGACUCCAGGAACGUCCGCCACUAUCGGCUGAGCUACAUCAGCGCCAAGGGGGACCGAGCAGAGGAGCAGAGGACGGUGCCCACCAAUCAGAACAGUCUGAUUCUGCAGCCGUUGCUGUCGGAUACGGAGUACAAGGUGUCCAUCACCCCCGUUUACCCCGAUGGAGACGGGCCCACCGCGGCGCGGAUGGGACGGACGCUUCCUCUGUCGGCUCCCAGGAACCUGCGUCUGUCGGAGGAAUGGUACAACCGCUUCAGGAUCAGCUGGGACGUUCCACCGUCGCCCACCAUGGGCUACAGGGUCGUCUACCAGCCCUUAUCUGGUAAUACACCUGCUCUGGAGACCUUCGUGGGCGAGGACGUGAACACCAUGCUGAUCGUCAACCUGCUGAGCGGGACGGAGUACAGCGUCAAGGUCAUCGCCUCCUACACCACCGGGUCCAGCGAGGCCCUGUCAGGGAGGGCCAAGACCUUACCUGUGGGUGAGCUAACUAGUUGCGUACCAUGUGAGGAUGAACGGUUUCUCGCCCCGGAGCAAGCCUCGCCCGACACGCCCGCUACGUCGGGUACCAUCGGACGUCUUGCUCACGGCCAGAAGCAGGAGACCAAGCUGAGCGGGGGGGCCAACCGCCACUGCUUCAGCAACCUGAAGGCCGACACGCGGUACAAGAUGAGCGUGUACGCCCAGCUGCAGGACGGCAGCGAGGGACCGGCCGUCUCCGUCACCGAGGCAACACUACCGAUCCCGACCCCGGCACCCACCAGGCCCCCCACCACCACGCCGCUACCCACGAUCCCCCCUGCCAAGGAAG
Etheostoma spectabile (orangethroat darter) is the source of this 3242-nucleotide messenger RNA. RefSeq names its product collagen alpha-1(XIV) chain-like. The record is from RefSeq and is a predicted model, not a curated record. Gene Ontology annotation, molecular function: proteoglycan binding; integrin binding; extracellular matrix structural constituent. Lineage: Eukaryota; Metazoa; Chordata; Actinopteri; Perciformes; Percidae. Gene Ontology annotation, biological process: cell-matrix adhesion; nervous system development; cell-substrate junction assembly.